This is a messenger RNA of Fulmarus glacialis (Northern fulmar), 1101 nucleotides long. Its product is annotated as probable ATP-dependent RNA helicase DDX60. NCBI's taxonomy places the organism in Eukaryota, Metazoa, Chordata, Aves, Procellariiformes, Procellariidae. The transcript has 9 exons. Gene Ontology annotation, cellular component: cytoplasm. The coding region runs from base 1 to 1101 and encodes 366 amino acids. The record is from RefSeq and is a predicted model, not a curated record.
AUGUCAGGACGUGCUGGAAGACGGGGACAAGAUAUGAUUGGAAAUGUGUUCUUCUACGAUAUCCCACUGCCCAAAGUUGAAAGACUUAUGAAAUCCAACGUACCUCAGUUGAAAGGCCAAUUUCCUCUGACUGUUUCAUUAAUAUUGAGACUCAUGCUGUUGGCUGCGAAGGCUGAUGACAAAGCAGAUGCCAGAGCAAAGGCAUUGUCAGUAUUGAAGCAUUCACUGAUGUCAUUCAGAAAGGAAAGAUAUGCUGAAAUAUUAAAAAUUUAUUUUAUGUUUUCCUUGCAAUUUCUUGUCAAAGAGGGCUACUUGGAUCAAGAAGGUAACCCCAUGGGAUUUGCUGGACUUGUGACACACUUGUACUAUUACGAACCUUCAAAUUUUGUUUUAGUGAGCUUUCUCGUGAAAGGUUUAUUCCACAAGUUAUGCCAGCCAAUUAAAGGCUCAACUGUUUUUUCAGAAGAUGUCCUGGAAAAGCUAGUGCUCGUUCUAGCAAACCUAUUUGGGAGAAAAUACCUUCCAGCCUGCUCAAUGAAAUAUAAACACACAUUUUGCCAGUCAAAGGUCUUUCUAGAAGAUCUGCCAGAAGACUUUGCGGAUGCUGUAAAUGAGUACAACACCAAAGUAGAGGAAAAUUUUGCUCAUUUUCUUCUGACAACUGCCAAGCUGGCAGAUAUCGAACAAGAAUACAGACUUCCACUGUCAAAGACAGAUUUUACAUCUAAGAAUUGGCAUGGCUCUGAACUAGCAUCUUAUUUGAUGGACAGCACCAAAAGCAUAUCUGCCGUCUCACCUUUUGCGUGUUUAUCUGGAGCAGUUGAUAACGAUCUAUUUCAUGGGGAGAUCAUUAAUAAACCUACAUGUACUUGUGCAGAUUUUUGGAGUGGGCCGGAAUUAGAAGUGUGGAACUUCCCGGUUGCGGGUCUAAAGCUGUUAAAUGAAGGAGAUGCUUACUACGCACUCAAAGAUUUUUCACUCCUCAUUAAUUCUAUUAGAACAUCACUGAGUGAACUGUGUGAUGAUCCAAAUGAUAAUGUUCUACUGGCAUUUCAACAACUGGGCGAAAUCUAUGGAGAGAAACUGAAGUGUGUUACCUGA